GUGUCAGAUAUUCAUAUCAGUAGAUUUCAGGAUCCCAAACGAGCUGUGGACUUCGAAAAAUUCUGUUCUGAUACAAUUGAUGUAAUUCAGCCAGCGCUUGUUCUAGCAACAGGUGACCUGACAGAUGCUAAGACAAGAGAUAAACUGGGAUCUGAGCAGGUGGAAAUAGAAUGGAAAACUUACCAGUCAAUCCUGAAGAGAUCAAGAGUCAUGGAAAAAACCAAGUGGAUAGACAUCAAAGGGAAUCAUGAUUCAUUCAACAUUCCACACCUGGAUAGCGUUCAGAAUUAUUACAGGAAAUACUCUGCCUGGCGUAAAGAUGGCUCUUUCCAUUACAUCCACACCACCUCUUUUGGGAACUAUUCAUUUAUCUGCGUGGAUGCCACGCUCAGCCCGGGCCUGAAGAGACCCUAUAAUUUCUUUGGGGAUUUAAACACGAAUCAAAUGGAAGAGCUGUCUCUGAUGGCGACCAAAAGUCUGCGCAGCAAUCAAACCAUCUGGUUUGGCCAUUUUCCCACCUCAACAAUCAUCUCCCCAGCCCCAGGAAUACGAACACUAAUGAGCUCUGCCACAGCCUAUUUAUGUGGACAUCUCCACACACUGGGGGGGCUGAUGCCAGUCUUGCACAGUCAGCACCGUGGCGGCACUUUGGAACUCGAAUUGGGAGACUGGAAGGAUAAUAGGAAGUACCGGAUCCUUGCGUUCGAUCAUGAUCUCUUCAGCUUUGCGGAUCUGAACUUUGAAGAAUGGCCUGUAGUUCUCAUCACCAAUCCCAAAUCCUUCCUUUACAGCAGUUCUGCUCAUGAACCAUUAGUUAAAAUUCUUUAUUCCACUCAUAUCAGAAUUCUGGCCUUCUCUCCUUCUGUCAUUACCUCUGUCGAAGUCUCUAUAGACAGCACUCACCUGGGCAGUGCCCAUCAGGUCUCUGGCCCUCUUUACGUGCUGAAGUGGAGCCCACGGAACUACAGCAAAGGGUUCCAUCACAUAGAUGUGACUGUCCAGGAUGCUUCAGGAAGAACUAGCACGCGGGGGCAUGUAUUUGCUAUGGAAGAAAACCUGUCUCUUAGAUUUAGCUUUUGGCCAUCUCUUAUUCUUCUCGCUGACCACUAUGUUCUAGCUCGUAUGCUCUUUGGACUGAUGGUGCUGAGUCAGAUUGCCUUGCUCGUUGUCUUCCGAUACCUGCAAAAGCCAGCCCUCAAAGACAAGCCAGGAUUACUUACUCUGACCUCAUAUUCCCUUCACGUCUUCAGUAAAAUGAACACCUUUUAUUACUCAAUUCUGGUUCUGAAUUUAUACACCAUUCUGG
Apaloderma vittatum (bar-tailed trogon) is the source of this 1306-nucleotide messenger RNA. RefSeq names its product transmembrane protein 62 (gene TMEM62). The transcript is spliced from 11 exons. The annotation marks the transcript as partial. Gene Ontology annotation, molecular function: hydrolase activity. Lineage: Eukaryota; Metazoa; Chordata; Aves; Trogoniformes; Trogonidae. The record is from RefSeq and is a predicted model, not a curated record.